This is a messenger RNA of Lutra lutra (Eurasian river otter), 914 nucleotides long. RefSeq names its product mitochondrial ribosomal protein L32 (gene MRPL32). The record is from RefSeq and is a predicted model, not a curated record. Lineage: Eukaryota; Metazoa; Chordata; Mammalia; Carnivora; Mustelidae. Gene Ontology annotation, biological process: translation. Gene Ontology annotation, cellular component: mitochondrial large ribosomal subunit. The transcript has 3 exons. The coding region runs from base 38 to 604 and encodes 188 amino acids. Gene Ontology annotation, molecular function: structural constituent of ribosome.
GCAGUCAGGUGGGAGUGGCCUUCGGGCGGCGAGGAAGAUGGCGUCGGCCAUGCUGGUGCUCAUUUUUCCGCCGUGGCCGGCCGCCCGGGGACUCCUCCGGAGCUGUUGGGAACUGCUACAGCGGAAACUUCAGCAGACCGGGCCAGGUUUACCCAGUCCUCCGUGGGGGCCAGCAUUAGCAAUCCAAGGUCCAGCUGUAUUUACAGAACCAGCAAAUGAUACCAACAGAAGUAAGGAGAUUCCCAGCCUUUCAGAUAGUAUCUUUUGGAUGGCAGCUCCGAAGAACAGACGCAGCAUUGAAGUUAACCGCUGUAGGAGAAGAAACCCCCAGAAACUUAUUAAAGUUAAGAACAAUAUUGAUGUUUGUCCUGAAUGUGGUCACCUGAAACUGAAGCACGUCCUUUGUGGCUAUUGCUAUGAGAAGGUGUGCAAGGAGACUGCAGAAAUCAGAAGACAGAUGGGGAAACUAGAAGGGGGCCCUUUUAAGGCUCCUUCUGUGGAGACUGUGGUGCUGUACGCAGGAGAGGUACCAUCUGAACAAGAUCGUGGUAAGAGAAUCAUUGAGCGAGACAGGAAGCGACCGUCCUGGUUCACCCAGAAUUAAGACCAAAGGUGUUGGAAGAGGAUAACUUCAUACAAAACAUUUAUCCUGAAAGAGAGGAAAAUUCUUUGUUUUCACAUUAGUUUGCGCUUGUUUUUAAAUUACCAGUCUAGUUUAAAACGUUCUCUCAAAGCAGUUGGUUUUGUGUGGGCAAUUUGAACAAAAUACCAGGAGUAAACUCUGAAAAUAUUUGUUUAUACAGAGGCACAAUGGACUAACAUGUCUGUUUCUGUUAUACUGUAAGGUUUUAAGUAAACGUAAAAUUUCCAAUACAGGAAAAUAAAAACAAGUGAUUCGAAAUUCCUUGCAAGAA